AUGUUUCAGUUGAGAAAGGCCCCGACGAAUGCUGGGACAACCACGACGCAGGCCAUGAACGUCUUUUAUAUGCUAUCCAUGGAAAAGAUCCUAAAGAAUUUGGUGAAGAAACAAACGGAUUUGAAGAAUGCUUGCCAGGAAGUGAUGGAUGUAAUGAAAAAGUUGGAAAAGAAUGAAGCCGAUGUUCUAAAAGACAUGACCGAAAAUCCAAACCGGUACUUUAAACCUCUUGAACUUGCUUGUGCAACUAAAAAGCCAACAAUUGUGGAACCCGCAUUGGAUUGUCUUCACAAAAUGAUGGCAUAUGGAUACAUUGACAGCAAAGUCCCAUAUGAAGGGAAAAGCGAUCUCUUGGUGGAUGUGGUAGUAGCUACAAUUUCAAAUUGUUUUGACCCAACGCAGGACGAUAAUGUUCAAUUACAGAUCAUCAAAGCUCUGUUGACUGCAGUAACAUCAUGCGAUAUCCACGGAAGGAGUCUCAGGUUAACAGUUAAAACCUGUUUCAACAUUCACUUGGUAUCCAAGAAUGAAAUCAACAGAAAGACGGCUCAAGCAACUCUUAAUCAAAUGCUAAAUAUCAUCUUCCAAAGAAUGGAAUCUAAACCACCAAAAGUCAAACAAGAAUCAACUCAACAAGAUGUUAAAGAAGAUGAAGGCGCUAAUGCUGCAAGCCAUGAACAAAAACCAAGCGAGGAGCUAAUCAGCGAAUUUGUUGAUAUCAUUAUCAACGAUGUAGCCCAACAAAUUUUGGAACAACAACAAUAUGAUUUGGAAAAUGAGGAUGAUGAAGAAGAUGGAAUCGAUGAUCAAACAUCGGAAAAGCCUCACAAACACAAGCGAACAGGCUCAGAAUCUGAUGAACAAUCAAACACUCCAGUUUUUGACAACCAGUAUCAAAAAGAUGCUUUCUUCAUUUUCAGAGCAUUAUGUCGAUUGGCAAUGAAGCAACUUCCAAAGAAUCCAACACCCGAUUCAUUAGAGCUCAAAAGUAGAUUACUAUCACUUGAACUUAUUCACAAUGUGUUGGAAAACAGUGGUCCAGUUUUUAGAACAUCCGAGACUUUUAUUGCAGACAUCAAACAAUUUUUGUGUUUGUCAUUACUCAGAAAUUGUACAAGCCCUAUUCCUCCUAUUUUUUCUCUUUCUCUUUCCAUAUUUAAAUCUCUUAUCAAGUAUUUUAAAACAUAUUUGAAAGGUGAAAUUCGUCUAUUUCUCACAAAUUUCCUACGUAUUUUACACAGCGAGAAUAGCACCUAUCAUCACAAAAUGCUCGUCAUUCAAGUAUUGAACUUUGUCGCUCAAGAUCCUCAAACCCUUCUUGAUAUUUUCGUAAAUUAUGAUUGUGCCUUGGAGUCGAUUAAUAUUUACGAACAAAUUGUUGGAGAGUUGUCUAAUGUGGUGCAAAACCUCCAAGCAGAGGGAGAAUGGAUGACACCAAAUCAAGAACUCAAACUCAAAACAGCCUCACUGAAUGCUCUUGUUACAAUUCUCGAGUCGUUAGUUAAGUGGAUGACAGAAAAACAAUCAGUGUCAGCCAACAACGAAGCUAUCAGUCAUUCUGAGGAAAUGACCGAGGGAGAGUUUUUCGAAAAGCAAAGAAACAUGAAGAUCGGAAUGAAAGAAGGUGCUAAACUAUUCAAUAGAAACCCUAAAAAAGGUAUUAAAUAUCUGAUAGAUAUCGGAAAGCUUCCCGAUCCUGAAAAAACGGAUAAAACAGAAUAUGCAGAAGCAGUAGCCAAGCUUUUAUAUACAGCAGAAGGAUUCUCAAAGAAAAUGAUUGGUGAAUAUUUGGGAGAAGGAGUUAAUUCUGACAUUUUACACGCCUUCACUGAAUUACAAUCAUUUGUUGGUAUGUCCUUUGACAAAGCAUUCAGAAACUAUUUGAAUACUUUCAGAUUGCCAGGAGAAGGUCAACAAAUUGAUAGAGUCGUUCAAAAGUUCGCAGAAAAGUUUUUCAAAGACAAUGGCAAAUCUCAUAUUUUUGCAAACGCUGACGCUUGCUAUGUGUUUGCGUAUUCAGUAAUCAUGUUGAACACGGAGUUGCAUAAUCCUGCCUUCAAUUUCCGUGAAAGAAUGUCUUUGGAAGCCUUUAUUGCCAACAACAGAGGCAUUAACGAUGGAGGAGACAUUGACCAUAAAUAUCAAGAAACUAUUUACAACAGCAUCAAAAAUAAUGAAAUUAAGUUGAAAGACGAUGAAAUGGAACAACAAGUUCAACAAUCUCAAGAUAAGCAACAAGUGCUCGCAGCUCAACAAAACCCAAGAAAAAAGAGAUUACUGUUCACAUUAGAAAGCGAGAAACUAGAAAAGGAAACAAGAAAUAUGUUGAAGAGCAGCCAGUCCCAAGGAGACUCGGAUGACCAAUUCUUCAUUGCAAAUCAUAUUACUCACGUAAAGAGUAUGAUGGAGACAACUUGGGAGUUGUUUAAAGAUGCAUUCAAGGUUGCUCUUGAGAAAGACAAAUUCAUUGAUAGUAAGGUUCAUGAUAACAGCUUGCGAGGGCUAGAGUACGCAAUUCAUAUCACUUCACACUUUGACAUGGCAACAGAGAGAUUAGCUUUCGUUCAAACAUUAUGUCAUUUCACAAAGUUAACAAUUUCUGAGAAAGAAUAUGAGUCACAAAAUGAUGCUAAUCAUCUCCACCAAACACAAGACACUCUCAAGAACCGAUAUAUUAUGCAAGAUAGACACGUAAAAGCCAUCAAACUUCUGUUAAAGAUUGCUGAGACGGAAGGCAAUUAUCUCAAAGACAGCUGGGCAAAUAUUUUGGAAUGUGUUUCUCAGCUGGAAAGACUUCAAUCGGAUGUUCCACAAAACAAGAAUAGAAUCAACAAAGCCGCUGCUAGAAUGACCAUUGAAUUAACUCCAGAGCAAAUCAAUUCAAACACUAUUUUAAACAACAACAUUGACCAUUUAGUGAUUGAUAAGAUUUUCGUUAAAUCUGGAGAGCUUAGCGAUGAUGCUAUCGAAAGUUUUGUGAAGGGACUAUGUGGUGUUUCCAAUGAUGAGAUUAAUCCAAAGGCUAAUCGUAUGACCUGUACUGGUAACAUUAAUAUCAACCCUGUUCCACGAACAUUCAGCUUACAAAAGCUGAUAGAAGUUGCCCACUACAAUAUUAAUAGAAUCAAAAUUGUGUGGUCCAAGUUAUGGGUCCAUAUGGGUAAACACUUUAUUACAGUUGGUACUCACGAUGACCUGACUAUUGCAAUGAACGCCAUUGACUCAUUACGUCAAUUGUCAAUGAAGUUCUUGGAGCAAGAUGAACUUGCCAACUACCACUUCCAACGUGAUUUCUUAAAGCCAUUCCUACAAAUCAUCCAACAAAGUAAUAAGACCGAAAUUAGACUUUUGACUGUUGAAUGUGUUGGUCAAAUGAUUUUGGGAAGAUACAAUAACAUCAAAUCAGGAUGGAAGACUAUCCUACAAAUUUUCGCUCAAGCUGCCACUUGCGGUUCUCCAGUCACUGAUGAAGGUUUCAAGUAUGUCGCAUCGAUGAUGAAGGAUAAUGGAGAUGUUGACUAUUUCAACCAAAUCCAACAAAACGAAUCAUUUGUUGAUUGCGUUUUAUGUUUGACAGCAUUUGCUAGAAAUAUUGCAGAUUCGAAUAUUUCCCUUUCUGCAAUUUCUCUUCUAAAGCUUUGUGCAUUACAUAUUGUGAACAAUAAGGUUGAUGCAAUCAAGAAUGUGGAAAUGUAUAAUGACGACGAUGUUCAUUUCAAACUUUGGUUCCCAAUAUUAACUGGCCUGGCAAGUUUAAUUAGCGAUGACAGACGAGAAGAGGUGAGAGCCACUGCCUUAAAGACCAUGUUCGAAGAAAUUCUUAUCAAUCGAAAGAUUGGUGAUAGAUUCUCUCCAAAGUUUUGGGAGGUUGUCUUCACUGGAGUUCUGUUCCCAGUAUUUGAUGAAAUCAAACAAUCAAAUGUUGUAGAUGAAAGCUGGAUCAACACAACAUGCCGAAAAUCUUUAAGCUUGAUGAUUACACUGUUCGCGCAAUACUUCUCCUCAAUCAGUUUCUUGUUUAACGAUAUUUUGACCACGAUAGCAGUUUAUUGCUUCUUUAAAGUAGAAGACACUAAAGAAGCUCAAAACACUGAAGGUGGUACCCAUGUUAUUGAAAGAAAAGUUAAGAAUGAGAAAUUGGCUGAAAUUGGUAACGAGUCAAUCAAGCUCUUUGUUAAGCUUUGUGGACCAAUGUUCACUUCUGAGCAAUGGGAUAGAAUUUGUGCAGAGCUACAUAAUUUAUUGAGUGUAAAUUUGAAGCUAAAAUCAACAAUUGAUAGCAGGAUUCGACUGAAGAUUAUCCAUACUACCAACGAAAUUGUGAAUACUCAACACCAGCACAUGAAACUAGAGCACAUUGAACAUUUAUUAGAUUCUCUGUUGACUUGUCAUAACAACUCAAAGGAAUUUAACAGUAGACAAAAGGGUAACGCUGAAAAUGAGCACGAAAUUGAAAUUGAAAUGACAGCACUUACUGUCUACAUUAAUAUUUGCUCCAUGUUAUGUGCUUCCAAUAUUCCAGAGAGACAACAAGUUGGUGAAAAAAGAAUCAUUGACGUUAGCCAAAUUACCAUCAUUAGCUACUUGCAACAUAUUGGAAUUUUGCCUUAUCCAAAUAGCAAUGCAGAUUUGAGCAUCCAACAAGAUGUGGUAUUAUGUGGCUCGAAAUUAAUGGCAUCUCUGGUACCUGUAAUUGUUUCACUUCUGGAAGUUUAUGCCUCUUUUUCUGAUGAACAAUUUUCCAAAUAUUUACCUAAAUUCUAUCCUCUCUUCACUAAAUUAUUACUGACUCAACACAGAGAAGUAAGAUUGGUACUUCUCGACCUCUUUGUACGAUUUGGCAAACAAGUUUUGAACAAGUAA
This is a messenger RNA of Naegleria fowleri, 4863 nucleotides long. RefSeq lists its product as uncharacterized. Gene Ontology annotation, molecular function: guanyl-nucleotide exchange factor activity. Lineage: Eukaryota; Heterolobosea; Eutetramitea; Acrasida; Naegleriidae. The transcript has 3 exons. Gene Ontology annotation, biological process: regulation of ARF protein signal transduction. The record is from RefSeq and is a predicted model, not a curated record. The coding region runs from base 1 to 4863 and encodes 1620 amino acids.